This is a messenger RNA of Impatiens glandulifera, 1458 nucleotides long. RefSeq lists its product as uncharacterized. The coding region runs from base 226 to 1188 and encodes 320 amino acids. The transcript is spliced from 8 exons. The record is from RefSeq and is a predicted model, not a curated record. Lineage: Eukaryota; Viridiplantae; Streptophyta; Magnoliopsida; Ericales; Balsaminaceae.
UAUACAGCUUUCUUAUUUUGUUUCCUUUUGCUCAAAGUGAUUCGGCGCCGAAAGGAGUCGGCGGCGAUCUCAUCCGGCGGCCGAUUUUCUCAACAUAGAUAUCGAUCUUACCAUCCGGAAAUCGAUAGUGACUUUGUCGACGGCGAUCAGCAACUUCACUUCUUAUUCUAGGACCAAGUUCUGAUCAGAAACUGUUAUCUGGGUUGCAAAUACACAUCCGGAACAAUGUCUGGUGAAGAGGUUAGAAGAGUCUCACGUGAAGACAUACAACUGGUUCAAAAUCUUAUCGAGCAAUGUCUCCAACUGCACAUGAGCCAGAAAGAGGUGAUGCAUACACUGUUGGUUAAGGCCAAAAUAGAGCCUGGAUUUACUGAACUUGUGUGGCAAAAGCUUGAAGAGGAAAACCCAGAAUUUUUUAAGGCAUAUCAUUUGCGCUUACUUGUGAAGGAUCAAAUAGUUCAAUUCAAUAUGUUGCUAGAGAAGCAGGCGGAGUUAAUGAGACAACUAUCAAUUGGAACUCCUAUUCACAUGUCCAAUGGACCUCAUAUUCCACUAAGAAACCAAAAUUCAGCAUGUUAUGUUCAAGAGUAUACAAGACCGACCUUGCAGGCAGGAGAUAUGCAACAGCCUUUAUGCUCCUCUUCAUAUUCAAAUGGCGGGUCUUCAUCGAUGCAUAUGCAAGGGACUGUUGAUAUAUCCAACGAUGCUAAAAGAAAUAAUAUUUCAUCCAACAUGUUAAUGACUCAGAGCUCAAACAUGGGAUUGGUACAAGGAAUGAACGGACAGAAAAUGAAGUCGGACACUGGUUAUAUAAAUGGCUCCCCUUGCAUGUUUGGACCUAAUGGCAAUGUUCUUGAUGCCCGCCAUGCAGCUGGAGAAAUUCAAAUUCCUGUUUCAUCCUACAGUAGUGUUGAGUCACAUCCACAACCGAUUAAUAAUAAUAAUACCCUCUUAGGGGCUGAUGCUGCUUAUGAGAGCCUAGGGCAGAUUCCAAGAAACUUUAGUCUUUCAGACUUAACCGCCGAUUUUUCUCUCGGUUCUGAUAUACUGGAAAAUUACUCUGGAUCUCCUUUCUUAGCAGCUAGUUCAGACAGCUUCUUGAAUCCUCAAUUGCAAGAUAAUAGAAGAUUGGACACAAUAUCCGAAGGGUUGAGCUAUGAUAAUUUCGGAAGUGAUCGACUGAAAUAGCAAUUAAGACUAUGUAGAGAAAGUUUCUCAAUGUUGGAGUAAGUAUGUAAAUAAGCUGGAUGGUCUGGAGAAUGCGCAAGAUCUCACAUGGGGAUUUACUUGCGUGUGAUUAGGUAAAAAUGACUUUUAAAGAUGUGCAGAUAACAUGUGAAUUUGGUUUUUUAGGGGUGGAUGUUGUUAAUAACAUUUGAUGACAAUUUAGAAUCUUUAUAUGGUAAGGAGUAUAUUCAAACUUGGUUUGUGAUUUUAUCAGACUAUAUUAGUUUGAUU